Messenger RNA from Archocentrus centrarchus (flier cichlid), 3274 nucleotides. RefSeq names its product leucine-rich repeat extensin-like protein 5. The transcript is spliced from 3 exons. Bases 1235 to 2611 code for a protein of 458 amino acids. NCBI's taxonomy places the organism in Eukaryota, Metazoa, Chordata, Actinopteri, Cichliformes, Cichlidae. The record is from RefSeq and is a predicted model, not a curated record.
CUAUUGUGACGUCACAGGAGAACUAAGGCAUAUCUGCAGGAAGACAGAAUUCUGCUCUCAGUUGUGGAUCCACCUUUGGAGAGUGCAUUGCAGGAGCAAGAAACACGAAAGGAGGGAAAGUUAGAGGGAGGGCAGCCGUUACAUUGACAGGCUUCACUUGGAAUGUGGACUCUGGAGCUGCAGAAACUGCUUCGCGAUUCAGGUAACAUAAGAGAAGCAGGCAGAAACAACGAGGAGCUGGCUGGACCACAUCAGAGAGCAGAACAGAUAAAGUACCACCUUCUCUUUCCAUCUUCUUUCCUUCUUUUUUCAUCCCUUCCGCCAUCUCUCUUCCAUCCUUCCUUCCUUCCUCUUUGCAUCUCUUUCUCUUUAUGUUUCUCAUUAGCUCUUUCUCCCUCCCUUCCAGUAUUCUCCCCUUUCUCCCUCCUUCCCUCUUUUCCUCCCCUCCUAACUUCUUCCUUUUAUCACCCUUUUACUCCCUAUCUACUUUACUGUCUUCCUCCCUCCCUUUGUAUUGCCCUGCCUAUCUUCUUUGACCCUGUCCCUCUCUAUCACCCUCUUGUUGUGACUCUCUUUAUCUGCCACUGUCCCUCACUUAAUCCCUCCCUCUCUCCCUGUAUCCCUCACUCUGUGUCCCUCUUUAUGUUCUUCUUCAUCUCCCUCUCUUACUCCCUCUUUUUCUCCCACCCUCCCUAUGUCCCACCCUCUCCCUAUGUCCAUUUUUUAUCUCCCUCGCUCCCUCGCUCCCUCUUUCCCACCAUGUCCCUCUUUAUUUCCCUUCGUAUGUCCCUCCCUGCUUCUAUGUCCCUCUUUAUCUCCCUCCCCAUGUCCUUCCCUCUCUAUCACCCUCCCAAUAUCCCUCCCUCUCCUUGUGACUCUCUUUAUCUGCCACUGUCCCUCACUUAAUCCCUCCCUCUCUCCCUAUGUCCUUUCCUCUAUGUCCCUCCCUAUGUCCCACCCUCUCCCUAUGUUCGUUUUUUAUCUCCCUCGCUCCCUCUUUCCCUCCAUGUCCUCUGUAUUUCCAUCUAUAACCCUAUCUAUAACCAUGUUUACCCCUCCCUAUGUCCUUCUUCAUUUCCUUCCCUCCCUCACUAUUUCCCUCCCACAAUAUCCCCCCUCUCCUUGUGACUCUCUUUAUCUUCCACUGUCUCUCACUUAAUCCCUCCCUUUCUCCCUUUGUCCUUCCCUCUCCCUAUGUUCAUCUUUUUCUCCCUCUUUCCCUCCCUCUCCCCCUAUGUCCCUUCCUCUCCCUGUGUCCCUCUUUUUCUCCCUCCUUCCCUCCCUCUGUUACUAUGUCCUUUCCUCUCCCAGUGUCCUACUUUAUCUCCCUCCUUCUCCCCAUUUCCCCUUAUAUUUCCACCCCUCCCUCCCUCCCUCUCCAUGUCCUUCCCUCUCUCCCUAUGUCCGUCUUUCUCCCACAUUCUCUCCCUCCCCAUAUCCCUUCCUCUCUUUAUCUCCCUCUUUCCUUCCCUCUACCCCAUGUCCCUCCCUCUCCUUUCCUCCCCAUGUCUUCCUGUCUCUCCCUAUGUCCUUCGCUCUAUGUCCCUCUUUAUCUGCCUGCCCAUGUCCUUUCCUUUCUACCUAUGUCCCUCUUUCCCCCUCCCUUUGUCCCUCUUUAUUUCUCUCCCUCCUUAUGGCCCUGCUUAUAUUCCUUUUUAUCCCUCUCCCUGUCAUUUUAUAUCUCCCCUCCCAUGUCCCUCCCUGUGUCGCUCUAUGUCUCCCUCCCUCCUCCUGUGUCCCCCUUUAUGGCCCUCCUUCUUUUCCUAUGUUCCCCGUAAUCUCCCUCCCCAUGUCCUCCUCUCUCUCCCUAUCCCCCUCCCUCUCUUCCCAUGUCCUUUGCUCUCUGCCUAUCUCCCUCGCUCCCUACCUAUGUCCCAACCUCCCUUCCUCCCUAUCUCACCAUGUCCCUGUCUAUCUCUCUCCCUCUCUUCCCAUGUCAUUUGUUCUCUCCCUAUGUGCCUCUUUAUCUCCCUCCCUCCCCUAUAUCCCCUCCCUGUCCCCGUGCCCUUCUUUAUCUCCCUCACUUCCUCUCCAUGUCCCUCUUUAUCGCCCUCCCUCUCUCCCUAUGAGGGACGGACAUAGUGAAGGACAUCUCCCUCUCUCCCCAUGUCCUUCCUUCUCUCCCUAUUUUCCUCUUUAUCUUCUUCCCUGUCUGUCCUUCACGUUUUCUUUUUCACUCGUUAUAUCCCUCCCUCCAUCUCCUUACUUCUUUCCAAACCUUUUUAUUUCUUCCUCUUUAUGUUCCUCAUUGGCUCCCUCCCUUCCCGUCUUCCACCUUUUAUCCCUCCCUCCCUCCCUCCCUCCCUCUCUUGGUACUGAGCUUCCUCUUUUCCUCCAAUUCCUCCCUGCCUGUCUUCCUCCUCCUCCCUUUCUUCCUCCCUAUUUCCCUCCCUCUAUGUCCCUGUUUAUAUAUCACCCUGUCCCUCCCUUCUUCCCAUUUCCCUCCCUCCCUGUGUCCCUCCUUAUGUCCCUCUUUAUCUUCCACUCUCCCUGUGUUCCUUUAUAUCUCCCCUCCCAUGUCCCUCCCUCUCUCCCCAUGUUCCUCUUUAUCUCCCUCCGUCUUCCUGUGUCCCUCUCUGUCACCCUCCCAAUAUCCCCCCUCUCCUUGUGACUCUCUUUAUCUUCCACUGUCCCUCACUUAAUCCCUCCCUUUCUCCCUUUGUCCUUCCCUCUCCCUAUGUUCAUCUUUUUCUCCCUCUUUCCCUCCCUCUCCCCCUAUGUCCCUUCCUCUCCCUGUGUCCCUCUUUUUCUCCCUCCUUCCCUCCCUCUGUUACUAUGUCCUUUCCUCUCCCAGUGUCCUACUUUAUCUCCCUCCUUCUCCCCAUUUCCCCUCAUAUUUCCACCCCUCCCUCCCUCCCUCUCCAUGUUCCUCGCCCUACCUAUAUUCCUUCCUCUCUCUCUGUGUCCCUCUUUAUCUCCCUCCCUUCCUGUCUAUGUCUGUCCCUCUCUAUGUCCCUCUUUAUCUCCCUCCCCAUGUCCUUCCCUCUCUCCCUAUGUCCAUAUUUCUCCCUCUUCUCCCUCCCCAUGUCCCUUCCUCUCCUUAUCUCCCUCUUUAGCUCCCUCUUUCCUUCCCUCUACCCCAUGUCCCUCCCUUUCCUUCCCUUCCCAUGUCCUUUCCUGUCUGCCUAUCUCCCUCACUAUGUCCCAACCUCCCUAUCUCACCAUGUCCUUGUCUAUCUCCCUCCCUCUCUUCCCAUGCCCUUUAUUCUCUCCCUAUGUCCCUCUUUAUCUCCCCCCUCCCUAUCUCCCUCCCACCCCAUGUCCAUCUUUCUCC